This is a messenger RNA of Oryza sativa Japonica Group (Japanese rice), 2873 nucleotides long. Its product is annotated as cation/H(+) antiporter 15. NCBI's taxonomy places the organism in Eukaryota, Viridiplantae, Streptophyta, Magnoliopsida, Poales, Poaceae. The record is from RefSeq and is a predicted model, not a curated record. Gene Ontology annotation, molecular function: antiporter activity. Gene Ontology annotation, cellular component: membrane; endomembrane system. Gene Ontology annotation, biological process: proton transmembrane transport; regulation of pH.
UCCGGCGGGCCGGCGACGAGCAUGGCAGGUGACGGUGCCAAGUGCUCCGACGAGGUGAACGACGGCACCUACUUCAUGGCCGGCGUGAUGGCCGUGACCGGCCUCAUGGCGACCGUCCUGGCGCUCUCCGGCAUCUUCCAUUGCGCGCUUCGACGCGUUGGGCAGCCAAGCAUAAUCUCGCACAUCCUGUGCAGGCCGGCGUGGUGGUCGGGCCGACGGUGCUCGGCCGCGCCGUGGACCUGCGUCCUCUGGGCAUGCAGGACGCCGGCAGCGCGCUCAGCGACACCAUCUACUUCGUCCGCAUCAUCUUCAUGUUCUUCAUCGGCCUGGAGAUGGACCUCCGGUACCUCCGCCACCACCUGCGCCGCUCCCUCGCCAUCGCCUGCGGCGGCUCGGGGCUCUGCCUCCUGCUCGCCGCCCUCGCGGGGCCCUUCUUCUACGGCCUCCUCCACCCCGGCCAGGGCCCCUUCAAGCCCGAGAAGCUCUACGCCUCCACCGCGCUCUUCAUGCUCGUCCUCACCACCACCGCCUCCCCGGUCCUCAUCCGCAUCGUCACCGAGCUCAAGCUCACCGGCUCCGAGGCCGGCCAGCUCGCCAUCGGCGCCGCCUUCGCCAACGACAUGGCUAGCCUCUCCGUCUUCAGCAUCAUGGUCGUCGGCACCACCGCCUACGGCCCCGACGGCCAGCCCACCCCAUCCUUCCCGGACAUGUCCAUCGUCAUGUCCAUGGCCUUCACGGCGUGCCUGGCGGUGCUCGCGGCCGCCAGGGCCGCCAGGCUGCUCAACAGGCUCAAGCGCGGCCGCCGCUACGUCAGCAAGUACGAGCUCUGCGCCAUGCUCCUGCUCAUCAUCGCCCUCUCGCUGCUCGAGCAGGUGUUCGGCUACAGCGCCUCCAUGACCGCCUUCCUCAUCGGCCUCGCCAUGCCGCGCGACGGGCCCACGGCGCGCACGCUCGUCGACCGCCUCACCUAUCCCGUGCACCAGCUCGUCAUGCCGCUCUGCUUCGGGGCCAUCGGCGCAAGGCUCGACUUCGCCGCCGUCGGCAGCUUCACAGCCAUGCAGUUCGCCGUCGCCGUCGCCUUCACGACGCUGCUCGGCGCAGUCGGGAAGGUGGGCGGCACGGUGCUCGCGGGCCGCAUGCUGGGCAUCUCGGCGAGGGAGUCGCUGGUGCUGGGCUUCCUGCUCAACGUCAAGGGCUACUGUGACAUCCUCGCCAUCAACUUCGGCAACCAGGCCGGCAUCUGGGGCCAGACGGCGCAGGUGGUGCUGCUCCUCUCCUCCAUCCUCAACACCUUCAUGGCAGGCCCGGCUGCCGCGGCCAUCGUCCGACAGCAGCGCGCCGCCUCCCGAUACCGGUCGCGCUGCCUUCAGGACCUCAAGGUCGACCACGAGCUCCGCGUGCUGGUCUGCGUCCACGGCGCCGGGGGCGUCCACACCAUGCUGACGCUCGCGGAGCUUUCCAAGGGCACCGCGCCGCUGGCCGUCUACCUCCUCCACCUGGUGGAGCUUAUGGCCGCGCGCAAGUACGCCAUCACCCAUCUGUACCAUGACGCCGACGCCGACGACGACGAGUGGGGUUAUGCCCGCGAGAUCGAGCAGGUGGCCGCGGCGGUGAACACCUUCACCUACGACGCCGGCGUGCCGGUGCGGCAGAUGACCGCCAUCUCCAGCCUGGGGUCCAUGGACGCAGACGUGCGCAACGGCGUGGAGGACUCGCGCGCGUCGCUGGUGAUCGUGCCCUUCCACAAGGAGCAGCGGUACGACGGGCGCAUGGUGUGCCGGCGAGAGGGGAGGCGGCAGCUGAACCAGCGGAUCCUGCAGCGCUUGCCCUGCACUGUCGGGGUCCUGGUGGAACGGCGCCUCGGCGGGGGCGGCGACAAGGGCGCGGAAGACGUGGUGAAGAACCAGGUGGUGGCGGUGUUCCUGGGCGGGCCGGACGACAGGGAGGCGGUAGCGUACGCGACGCGGCUGGCGGCGCACCCGUGGGUGAGCGUGACGGUGGUGAGAUUCCUUCCAGCGCGACAGGAUGAUAUUACCAUUGGCAUUGAUGAACAAUUAUUAGCCACCACCAAGAGCCAUGGCGGUGAGGGCGCCAUGGAGGUGGCGGUGGAGGACGAGGAGGCGAUGGCGGAUGAGGAGUUCAUGGCGGACGUGUACGCGAGGCUGGUGUUGGCGGGACAGGUGGAGUACACGGAGAGGUACGUGAGCAACGGCGCGGAGAUGGUGAAUUCGUUGAGCGCCAUGGUGGGGACGUACUCGCUGUUCGUGGUGGGGAAGGGCGGCGGCGGCUCGGCGGCGGCGGCCAUGACGAGCGGCAUGGGAGGGCUACUGGAGGACGAGUGUCCGGAGCUGGGCCCCGUCGGGGAGGUGCUGGCCUCCGACGACUUCACGGCCUGCGGCUCCGUGCUGGUGCUUCAGCAGCACAGCGCGCAUGUGCAUCGCAGGAUGAGGAGGUGGAAUCCCAACAUUCACAUCACCACCACACCCUCGUCGUCCGAUCAUCAUAGCCACCCACCCUAGCUAUAUACUACUUCAUCUCCGACGACAACAUCAUCCAUGGCGCCAUGCAUAGAACAAAUUAAUUAAGAGGAGUACGUGUGGCACGCAAUGGCUAGCUGGUUGGACUGGAUCGACCUAGCUAGAACGGGGCCGGGUUGACAUUGCACCGAUCGAUCGAUCGAUGAUCUGCAUCUAAUUGCCAUGGGAAAUUCAGUUGGUUUUAGGGUAAAAAUCAUAUGCACCCGUGUCACGCAUAUACGCCAUGACCCCAUGUGUGGGGAUAGAUGAGUGAGUAUAUGUACCGAUCGAAAUAAACAGACUCGAUUUUGAGGUUGGAAUGUUUUUUUUAAUAAAGUACGUGGGCAGUCUGUGUUA